Molecule: messenger RNA, 530 nt
Organism: Paramecium sonneborni
Lineage: Eukaryota; Ciliophora; Oligohymenophorea; Peniculida; Parameciidae
Source: the annotation of a GenBank genome assembly
AUGUCUGGAGAUAAAAAUUAAUCCCCUAAGGUAAAUACAUAUUCUCUAUCUAAUUCAAAAUCAGAAAUAUUAGAUACUUAAGAGAAAGUGGUUCAUCGAACUGUUAAAAGUGAAAUACAAAAUAUAAAUUAAAAUAAUUUAGAGGAGGAGAACCAAAACUAAUUGAGUAAAUCUGAGUCUGGAAACUACUCAAUAAUAAUAAUUUAUGGAUUAAUAAUUUUGAGUUUGAUAAUUGGUUUAGUGAUUGGAUAUAAAAUAAUCAAAGAAGGAAAUGUUUAAGACGAAUAAUAAAUGGAUGUGUUUGUGAACAUAAUCUCGAAAUCUUUAUUAAAUGAUCUUGAACAACAUAAAUUUUUAAUUAUUGAUGAUUAAAGAAAAUAACUUAAAAAAUUUUAUGAAAAAAUAUUUAGUAAUAUUCUUUGGCAAAAGGUAAGUGUUUAUAAUGUAAAAAAUAGAUUGUGAAGUAUAUUCAAUAAUAACCUAAUGUGUUACUGAGUAAAGAUAAUAAAAAAUGGAUUUUGAAAGACUGA